This is a messenger RNA of Hymenoscyphus albidus, 983 nucleotides long. The record is from the annotation of a GenBank genome assembly. NCBI's taxonomy places the organism in Eukaryota, Fungi, Ascomycota, Leotiomycetes, Helotiales, Helotiaceae.
AUGGCCAAUAUCGAAGCCCCACCCAAAUCCCGAAAAAUGCAUGACCUCACAGAUCAAAUCGUCCUCAUCACAGGAAUCGGCUGCAUAGGAGAAGGAUGGAGCAACGGCCUCACAAUCGCAACACUGUUCGCGCGUCAAGGAGCCACCAUCUUCGGCUGCGAUAUCUCCUCUGAAGCAGCCCAGCAAGCAAAAACCAGAAUCCUAUCCGAUUCACCCAAUGCCGAUAUCACCGUGAUGCAAAUAGAUGUCACUUCUUCUCCUGACGUAAAGAAAUUUGUUAAUGCUUGUAUGGAAAAACAUGGACGGAUCGAUAUCCUCAUCAACAACGUUGGACGCAGCGAACCCGGUGAUCCGGAGACCAUAAGUGAAGAAAUGUGGGAUCAGCAAAUCGAACUAAAUCUGAAAUCCAUCUACCUAACAACCCACCACGUCCUCCCCAUCAUGGGAUCUCAAUCCCAAAACCCGAACCACCCCUCAGGUAAGAAACCCAACCACAGCAUCGUCAACAUCUCCUCCGUCGCCGCCCUCCGCUACAUCGGCAAACCCCAAGUCGCCUACUCCACCGCCAAAGGCGCAAUCCGCUCCUUCACGCGCACCACGGCUGUGAUGUACGCCGCCAAGGGCGUGCGGGUGAACUGUGUGGUCCCGGGCUUGAUGGAUACGCCGCUUGUUAAAACGCUGGCGGAGAAGUAUGCUGGAGAGGAUUAUGAGGGGUAUAGAAAGGUUAGGGAGAGACAGGUUCCGAUGGGGAGGAUGGGGAGUGCGUGGGAUGUUGCGGGGGCAGUGCUUUAUCUUGUGAGUUGGGAGGCGGGGUAUGUUACGGGCGCGGAGAUUGUUGUUGAUGGGGGGUUGGUGGGGAGUACGGGGNUGCGUGGGAUGUUGCGGGGGCAGUGCUUUAUCUUGUGAGUUGGGAGGCGGGGUAUGUUACGGGCGCGGAGAUUGUUGUUGAUGGGGGGUUGGUGGGGAGUACGGGGAGGCUUUAG